Messenger RNA from Paramecium tetraurelia, 466 nucleotides. RefSeq lists its product as uncharacterized. Lineage: Eukaryota; Ciliophora; Oligohymenophorea; Peniculida; Parameciidae. The record is from RefSeq and is a predicted model, not a curated record. The transcript is spliced from 3 exons.
AUGCAAUAAGCAAUCCCCAGUUUAACUCCUGAAAUCAAGCAAAGACUUGAAGAAUAGGGAUUUUAACCAUUCCAAUAUAGACCAUUACCUGGUUAUGCAAAUCCCCAUACUCUCUCAUAUUGGCUGACAAAUGCUGGCCUUGGUGUUCUUUGUCUAAUUGGAAGACAUUAUGCUUCCUAAUAAUAAUCAAUCAGAAUUUUAUGGUCUACAGCUGCUGUAGCAAUUCCUCUUUAUGCCAUAGGCACCAAUGCAAAAUUAGACGGCUUAAGAUAAAAUAAUUUUUACAGAAAAACUUUAGAAGAUAGACUUGAAUUACAUCCAUUGACUAGAAGAGCUUGGGAGAGAGCUAUAGAAACUAAUAAAGGAUAUUAAGAUUAAUUAAGGGAAUAAAUAGCUACUUUAGAGGCUGAAUUGAGAAAAUGAUAAAUCAAAGCAAAUAAAAUAUUAUUAUUAAUAAUAAUAUCUA